GGUGGCUCGUUCAAUCACAACAAAGCAACAUGAUGGAUGUGACUAUCCUGCUCUCGCACAUAAUCUUGGCUACUUCGAUACGCAUAUUAGAUGCACAGUCGUGUUCAGUAUACACCUCUGGUAGCGCCGACACUAGUGCCGACGACACAAGCACUAAUACAGCCAUAUAUGUGAACAGGAGGUCGCAGGAAGAAGCUAAGUGUAGUGGAACAGUGUAUGCAUGGCACUACUGCUACUACCCUGACAACAUGAACCUAUCUUCAGUGGCAUUUGGGGUAUUCUCAUCACCAGCAACAUAUACACUCUUCGCGACGGUAGCUACCAUCUUCUCCACAUGGAUAUGCGAGAAGAUACCUUUAACUGUGGCAAUCUGACACUGGAUCCCUCGGAGUACUUCCAGAUACAGGAAGGAGACAGAGUGGGAGCUUGUCUCAGACCUGAUGGAGACACAGAAUACCUUGACAUUCUCAGAGAUCAUAAAAAAAGAAGAGUUGAUUCAUGGACAGGUGGCGGCAGCUGCACAGAAGCAGAUAUGGAAAUAUCUCCUACUAUAGAUGGUUCCAACAGACAAAAAGCACAGCUCCAUCUUUACGUGGAUAUCAACAUUGAUGAAUGUGCUGUGGGGGUGAACAACUGCCAUACAGAUGCUACGUGUUCAGAUAUUGUGGGAGCUGAUGGAAGCUUUCAGUGUUCUUGUAACACUGGAUACUCUGGAGAUGGUUUGAGCUGCAUCAAUAUUGAUGAGUGUGCAACUGACAUGGACAACUGUGCAGAGCAGGCUACAUGUACUGAUAUUGAGGGGAGUUACAGCUGUAACUGUGAUAUUGGGUAUACUGGAAAUGGCACAGAAUGCAUCGACAUAGAUGAGUGUGAAAAUAACAGUGACAGUUGUGAUGUAAAUGCAGACUGUAACAAUACCAAUGGUAGUUUUUCCUGCUCAUGUAAACGUGGCUACUCUGGAAAUGGAGCGACCUGCACUGAUGUAGACGAGUGUCUGGAGACUGAGAGUAUGUGUGGUAUGAAUGCCAAAUGUACCGAUACUGAGGGGAGCUACAUGUGUACUUGUAGUGAUGGAUUCACUGGAAAUGGAUCCAACUGCUCAGAUGUUAAUGAGUGUGAGUUGGACCCCAGUGUCUGUGGUCCUCGACUGUGUGUCAACACUGAGGGGAGUUAUGAGUGUACAUGUCCCACUGGCUACAUGUGGAAUGAAACAGUGUGCAAUGAUAUGGAUGAGUGCCUGGGAGAGGUAUCAAAUGACUGCAGUGCAGCUGCAGACUGUUUAAACACUGCUGGGAGCUACAGUUGUCACUGCAAGCCAGGAUAUGGGGGAGAUGGCAUCAAUUGCUCAGAUGUUGAUGAAUGCAGUGUGAGAUCCCAUGACUGUAGCAAGAAUGCCGAGUGUCUAAACAUUGAGGGAGGCUACAACUGCCAGUGCUCAAUUGGGUACACAGGCAAUGGCAAAGUCUGUGAAGCCCUGCCAGAUGUUAGAGAGCCAGAGGAACAGAAGACUGGUGACAGUGGCUCUAACUUGGGACUCAUAUCAGGAGUGACAGUGACAGGACUCCUAGUUGUUGCUACUCUACUGAUAAUUGGAGUUCUCUUUGCUCUAAAGCUUAGAAAACGCUCAAAGUCUGUACAUUUCGCUAGCAGUGUAGGCUUUGAAAACAAAACAUAUGGAGUAGGUACCAGGAUGAGCACUAUCAGCUUUAAUGGAGAUUCAACUGCAGUUCAACAUAGUGACCUGGAUAACCCCAUAUACGAUGGAAUACUGCCGCAAGAUGAGCAGGAAUCAGAGUUGACAAUGAGAAAAUGCUGUCUUGACAUACAAUGCUCAGUGGAAGGCAAUGUGUAUGACAAUCCCACUCUACUACAAGGACUACAUUCUCCAACAGGAAAUUAUGGACCAUUAGAGUGCUAUUCAGCCGUUGACUACUACUCUACACUUAAUGAGUACAGCUACAUGGAGCAAGAGUAUGGCAACAUCGUCAGAAAGAUAAUGCUCAUAGUGGAACUGCUAGAAAAGGGAGACCUACGCCAGGCACUCAAUAAAAUGAGACCAGAUCCUGGUCAACUCCACUCAGUUGAUCUUCCCCUGACUCUGUUGGCCUUCAGCCGCCAGACUGCCCUGGGGAUGCUCUACCUCUCAGGGAAAGGCUUUGUCCACAGAGACAUAGCAGCCAGGAACAUCCUUCUCUCUCACAACAACAUCUGCAAGAUAAGCGACUUUGGGAUGUCACGUGAUUUGGAAGAUGAAAACUACUACAUGUCUCAGGGAGGGAAGGUGCCAGUCAAGUGGACAGCUCCAGAGGCUCUUGCCUACAAGAAGUACUCCACAGCCAGUGAUGUGUGGAGCUAUGGCUGUCUCAUCUAUGAGAUAUGGAGUCUUGGACAUAAGCCUUUUGAAGGAUACACCAACCGAGAAGUCGUUCAGAGGGUGGAGACAGGAUACCGCCUACAACCCCCUCCAGGCUGCCCAGAGGCUGUAUACAGCCUCAUGAUAGACUGCUGGAACCCAGAUCCAGCCGAGCGUCCAACAUUCCAGCAGAUUCUCCUGACUCUUCUGGGAGAUGACAAGGCUCUACUGGCAGUUCCUACAGAGGAGAGGGCCUCUCACAGUCUGGCUGGAGUCCUGGGGUCUCCACUGGAGGCCGGUCACAGCAUGUACCUCAACAGACAGAACUCCUACCUUACCACCUGAUAUAUAGUAUUUUGACAAAUUGAGCUAAAUGACACUCAAGGCAGGCCUUGAGAUACAUUGUAUUGUAUCAACAAUUAGUGUACUUAACUCACAGUACUAAAUAAAGCUGACCUUCAUGUUGCAUUAAUUGUGUUUGUAAAAUGUGUCAAUGGUGGGAUAAUUAAUAGAUGAC
Molecule: messenger RNA, 2870 nt
Organism: Geodia barretti
Lineage: Eukaryota; Metazoa; Porifera; Demospongiae; Tetractinellida; Geodiidae
Source: the annotation of a GenBank genome assembly